AUGGUCGUCCAGAUCGUCAAGGAGUCUACCUGGCCAUCGAAACGAUUGAAGAAUUUUCCGGCAACGCUAAAGCGCUUGCUGAGAAAGCGGAUAGGGCCUAUCACUGGAGAUUUCAACAAAUUUUUCGAGCCAGACGAAACGAGGGAGGACAACGAGGUGGGUAAUUUUGCACUUCCCUCCCGAGAGCUCAGAGCGGACUCCCUGGAAGAUUACAUCAAAGGUGUCUGGGUAGUUGACCCUUCGGCGAGUUCUCUCGGUGCGACCGUCAACACCAAGGAAGGCAAGAGUUGUGCUCAAGCAACUAUAUAG
This is a messenger RNA of Letharia lupina, 309 nucleotides long. RefSeq lists its product as uncharacterized. The coding region runs from base 1 to 309 and encodes 102 amino acids. The record is from RefSeq and is a predicted model, not a curated record. Lineage: Eukaryota; Fungi; Ascomycota; Lecanoromycetes; Lecanorales; Parmeliaceae. The transcript has 2 exons.